UUAUGGAUUUUGAUUUAAAAGCUCUAUCAUUAAAAAAAAAAAAAUCGAAUUUUUCCGGAUUCCGAACUACAAUUUCGGUUUUCCCAUUUUAUCUUCCUUUUCCGGUUUUCAAGUAAAAGAUGGCUCGUGUAAGAACGAAGACCGUCAAGAAGGCAGCGCGUGUAAUAAUAGAGAAAUAUUACACGAAGCUCACCUUGGACUUCCAUACCAACAAACGAGUGUGUGAAGAAAUUGCAAUCCUGCCCAGUAAGAAACUGAGAAAUAAAGUUGCAGGAUUUGUCACACAUUUGAUGAAACGUAUCCAGAGGGGGCCAGUGAGAGGUAUCUCCAUCAAACUGCAAGAGGAGGAGCGUGAACGCAGAGACAACUACGUCCCAGAGAUCUCCUACAUUGAUCAACAUGACGUUAUUGAAGUUGAUCCCGACACUAAAGAAAUGUUGAAAUCUUUGGAUUUUGGAAACCUUCAAGGUCUGCAGGUCACACAACCUAUUGCAACUGUUCAGGGCUACAGACAGCCACGAAUGUAAAAUAAAAUUAACUAAGCCCAACAA
Messenger RNA from Ostrea edulis (European flat oyster), 551 nucleotides. Its product is annotated as 40S ribosomal protein S17-like. The record is from RefSeq and is a predicted model, not a curated record. Gene Ontology annotation, biological process: translation. The coding region runs from base 120 to 527 and encodes 135 amino acids. NCBI's taxonomy places the organism in Eukaryota, Metazoa, Mollusca, Bivalvia, Ostreida, Ostreidae. Gene Ontology annotation, cellular component: ribosome. The transcript is spliced from 5 exons. Gene Ontology annotation, molecular function: structural constituent of ribosome.